AUGUGUCGAAAGAUUGAACUUUGGUGUGUCUUCUACUGUUUUGCUGUAGUUUCAGCAAAUGAAAUUCGUGGUUUUCAUAUCAAUCACACAAUCAACUUUAUUAGGGAUCAGGUCCUGGCCGACUUUGAGCCCGAACUUCAGCGGGAGAAACCCAGCUACCCUCCAGCCCCUUAUGUCGCAAACGAUGAUGAUGUUAAGGAGGACAUGCCUGCGGAGACGAGGUUGAACAGGGUCUUAAAGAACAGUACCACGGCCCUGCCUCAUGAAGAUCCUAUACGAUCUGCAGCAAUCAUCGGCUCAAACGAAGCGACCACGUCUAAAUCUACAGAGACUUCAGCCCCCGACCGAAGAAUAUCGGAUACAGACAGUAUUUUCGCAUACCCUUCAUUGUCACCUCUGUCGUCAGUGAAGGAGAUGCCACCUCAUAUACGAUUCCCGUAUUCCCCGCAACGAGUGAUUGUCAUGGAGUACCAGAAGAAACACUACUGGUUCUCGUGUAUGGCUGAUGGACACCCAGAGAUUGAAUACCGUUGGCUGAAGGAUGAUAAACUCUUGGAUGACACUGACCCCUACAUAAAAGAUUUCAAGAAUGGGAGUCUACUCUUUACAGAGUUCAGCGACCGGGAGGAUGGCAUGUUUCAGUGUUUUGCCAAGAACAAAUAUGGCACCUCCCUGUCCGUGAAGGUUCCACUUAUCUUUGAGAAGCCUCCUCAAGCUUUGCCCUCUGGCGUUCCAGUUAACCAGAGCUAUGUGGCCAUUGAAGGUGAACCGCAGAGCUUCGCCUGUGCUGACACACUUCCGACUGUCCCUGAGUACACCAAGAGAUGGUAUCUGCUUACUGAGACCAGUCAGUUGCAGCUAACUGACAGAUUAGGCACAGAUACUCAAGGGGUGCUGAGAUUCUCAUACGUGGAACCAGCAGAUGCCACCUCUUACAUCUGCGCCCUGGCCCCAGAGGUAGCAGCCGCCAGGGAUUCCAUUAGACUCUACAACUCUGCCAGGCUGACUGUUCAAAAGAGGGAUAAAAUUUUCAGAGGUCCAAAAUUGGCUUAUUCGAACAGAAACGUCAAGGCAGUUCUGGGGAGCCGGGCUAUACUGGAGUGUUUCUUUUCUGGAUACCCCACCCCAAAGAUCACCUGGAAACAAGGUAACCAGGCCAUCACAGAUAGCAGAUUCAAAGUCGAAUUCGGCAGAAGACUGUUUAUAACAGAUGUACGUGAGUCAGACGCUGGAACAUUUACUUGUGAUGCAACCAACGGAUACGGGACUGUUAAAGAAAAUGUGAUCCUCAACGUCACAGCACCACCUCAAAAGGUAGAAAAUGGUGGACUGGAAACUACAGUGAAACCUGCUGGUUCAGAUGUUGUGCUCAAAUGUAAAGGCAGAGCUGUCAAUCUCCAACAUUUGGAUACACCCAUUUGGUUCAGAAAUGGCCAGCCUUUAGAUGAGAAAUUCCUUACCAGCCCAGAAAUGUCCAGUAGGUACUUCUUCACCAAAGAUCGGACAGAACUACACAUAAGUAAUCUGAACAAGGAGCUAGACACUGCCUGUUACCAGUGCAGCAUCUCUAACAGUGAAGGCAGUCUGUUUUAUGAUGGUUACCUCAAAGUGAUCGAUGCUCUCAAAGUCACACAGCGCCCAGAGGCCCAUAUUAUUGCAUCGCAAAACAGCGGGCCGAUCAACAUCACAGUCAAAGCACAGGGAGAUUCCUGCUGUAGUAUCGAAUACAAAUGGCAGUUCAAUGGUUCGGCGAUUUUGGAAGAUGAAUUUCUGAAUCCUCCUUUUUCGAGGGACAGUAGCGGAGAUAUCAUGUUUGACCCCUCCACUGUGGACAACAACACCCUAUCAUCCAGACUUGGUAACUAUAGCUGCCGGAUUUCGGAUAACUAUCAGGAUACAGUUGUCAGUUUUGUGAUUUCAAUGACAGCUUCUAAUCCGGAAAACCUCAUUGAUGCUGGGACAGAAAACAUAUCGUUGUGGUGGGUCGGCCUCCUCUGUGGCAUCUUGUUCAUCUUAAUUGCCAUCGUUAUCAUCAUUGUAGUUGUAAAGAGCAAUUUUCCUCGGAAUACAUAUCCAUUGGAGAAAAACGAGAUCAAGUAUCACUUAAACCCGGAACAAGAUCUUCUUAACCAGUCCUUCCAAGAGUUCUGA
Molecule: messenger RNA, 2151 nt
Organism: Candidula unifasciata
Lineage: Eukaryota; Metazoa; Mollusca; Gastropoda; Stylommatophora; Geomitridae
Source: the annotation of a GenBank genome assembly